CGUGUGUUGUGUUCAUCUAUUUACAAAGAGGACCCAAUUCAGCAAAAAGCUUGAAAUAUGAAAACCAUUUAACCGUUGAAUGGUAAAGGGAUGCGAGGCUGAAAAUUUGCAUGAGUUCAUCUCUUUGCUUGACAGGGAAAUCAUCUUUCUUAAUUUUUUUGUAGCUUCAAAUUGGUUUGAAUAAUAGUGACUGCAGUUUCUCACUCGGUAUAAAAAGCCAUGGCAGAGAGAAACCAUAUAAGCGCCAGGGGCAUCGAUGGGGAAAAUCCUAGGUUGUCAUCUUUGUGUUCAGUGGAAUCUGGCAGUAGUUGCUUCGCGUGUAAAUUUCCUGGUCCAAACUUUUUGAAGACAACUAGUGACUAUCAGAAUAUCACAGUUCAUUCUGUUACUAAAUGCUCUCCUUCACCUGUAAUCUCUUGCACAGAAAAGCCUCAAAGUUCUAAUAUAUCACAAGUUAUGGACGCAAAUACAGAACAUGGUCAAUCACAGUCUUCUAAUAAAUCAGCAUCAUCUGGGGUCCUGCGAGAUGUACAUAUUUCAGCUCGGUUAAUGGAAGAUUUCCUUGAUCUUGCUAAAGAAAACACGGAGAAGGAUCUAGAAACCUGCGGGAUUCUUGGCGCUUUUCUUAAAAAUGGAACAUUCUAUGUGACAACUCUGAUCAUACCCAAACAGGAAUCAACUUCCAGCUCUUGUCAGGCAACUAACGAUGAGGAAGCUUUUGCCAUACAAAACGAACACUCACUUUUUCCGGUUGGAUGGAUCCAUACACAUCCUUCUCAACGUUGUUUCAUGUCAUCAGUGGAUUUGCACACUCAUUAUUCGUAUCAGGUUAUGAUACCUGAGGCUUUUGCCAUUGUCAUGGCUCCAACUGAUACCUCAAGGAGCUAUGGAAUAUUUCGGCUAUCUGAUCCUGGCGGGAUGAGUGUCGUGAAAGCGUGCCAGGAGCAAGGAUUUCAUCCUCACGGAGAAACAACUGACGGGAGUCCCGUUUUCGAGCACUGCUCUAAUGUAUACAAGAAUUCAAAUCUGAGGUUCGAAAUCUUCGACUUGCGUUGACAUAAUGCCUGUUUAGAAUUUGCAAGAAUUUGGCACAGUGAACCCUUGGAACAGAGCUUUAGAUAAGGUUUGUAUGACAUAAUAAUGCAGAUAAACCCUACCGUGACAGUAAUAUGUAAUAUAGGUAACGAACGGUAAAAAUGUAUCUGCAUAAUUAACCAGUGUAAAACUGUAAAUAACGUUUUGAAAUUAAGGAUGCGAAGGAAGAGAAGAUGCAGCAAUGCUUGAAGAUCAACUGGUGGUGGGUCAAAUGUUUCUCUUUUAUUCUGAACUUCUUGUUUUAACUUUUUACCCGUUGUAUAAUAAUUAUGUAUCAGUUUCUCUCGUCA
Pyrus x bretschneideri (Chinese white pear) is the source of this 1385-nucleotide messenger RNA. RefSeq names its product AMSH-like ubiquitin thioesterase 2. Bases 220 to 1056 code for a protein of 278 amino acids. Lineage: Eukaryota; Viridiplantae; Streptophyta; Magnoliopsida; Rosales; Rosaceae. Gene Ontology annotation, biological process: protein K63-linked deubiquitination. Gene Ontology annotation, molecular function: protein binding; metal-dependent deubiquitinase activity; K63-linked deubiquitinase activity. Gene Ontology annotation, cellular component: membrane; endosome. The transcript is spliced from 9 exons. The record is from RefSeq and is a predicted model, not a curated record.